UUAAGUACAGUCUAAAAGUGAAAGCAUAAGUCAGGUAGAAGAGAUGGUGGGCAAACAGCCUGGAUUAAACCUCCCAGCAUCCUGCCUGCAGACACUUCAUAUGAGAAAUUGGAGUUCUUUGCUCACAGCAAUGAGGCUUCUCAACACCAUCUUGGUAUAUCGAAGGCUUAUCUUCAUCAUCCUCACUCCGCUGCUUUUAUUGCCACUGCCUUUAAUAAUCCAAACUAAAGAAGCAGAAUGUGCAUAUACCCUCUUUGUGAUAGCCAUCUUUUGGAUCACAGAAGCUUUACCUCUGCCUAUAACAGCUUUGCUGCCUGGCUUAAUGUUCCCCUUGUUUGGAAUCAUGCCUUCUAAGGAUGUGGCAUCUGCUUAUUUCAAAGAUUUUCACUUACUGCUAAUUGGAGUCAUCUGUUUGGCAACAUCAAUAGAAAAAUGGAAUUUACACAAGAGAAUAGCUUUAAGAAUGGUGAUGAUGGUGGGUGUGAACCCUGCAUGGCUUACGUUGGGAUUCAUGAUCAGCACUGCCUUCUUGUCUAUGUGGCUUAGCAACACCUCCACUGCUGCCAUGGUGAUGCCCAUCGUAGAGGCUGUAGCUCAGCAGAUCAUCAGUGCUGAAGCAGAGAUUGAGGCCACACAGAUGACUAAUUUCAGUGGACCUACCAACCACGGAUUGGAAAUUGAUGGUAUCAAGUUUCAAUAUAGCCACAAAGAUGAUAGCUGCUCUGAAAAAAAUGACCUGAAAGAGAAAGACACUCCAGUUUCAGGAUACAGUAAUGAUGCAAGGAAAAUGUCAGGCAAGAUGGAGUCGGAAAAGAACUCAGAAGGUGGAAGAUAUCGGACACGGAGAGAUCACAUGAUGUGCAAACUAAUGUGUUUGUCCAUUACUUACUCUUCUACCAUUGGAGGGCUGACCACUAUCACAGGCACGUCCACCAACUUGAUCUUUGCUGAGCAUUUCAAUUUACGCUACCCAGAAUGUCAGUGCAUCAAUUUUGGAUCUUGGUUUUUGCUUUCCUUUCCUGUUGCAAUUGUUCUUCUAAUCUUGACCUGGAUCUGGCUUCAGUGGUUUUUCCUUGGUUUCAAUUUAAAAGAAAUGUUCAAGUGUGGCAAGACCAAAACAGUGAAAGAACAAGCCUGUGCUAAUGUUAUUAAGGAAGAGUACCACAAACUUGGGCCAAUGAGGUUUCAAGAAAUUGUAACCUUGAUCCUCUUCAUCAUAAUGGCCCUGUUAUGGUUUAGCCGAGAUCCUGGUUUUGUUCCCGGUUGGUCCUCACUUUUUUCCCAGUAUUCAGGCUUUGCUACAGAUUCAACUGUUGCCUUAUCCAUAGGCAUCCUUUUCUUCUUGAUUCCAGCCAAGAAAUUGACUAAAACUGCACCUAAUGGAGAAAUCAUUGCUUUUGAUUACUCGCCGCUGAUUACUUGGAAAGAAUUCCAGUCAUUCAUGCCCUGGGACAUAACUAUUCUUGUGGGUGGUGGGUUUGCCCUGGCUGACGGCUGUGAGCAAUCGGGAUUAUCUCUGUGGAUUGGCCAACAACUAAAACCUCUGGGCUCAUUACCAACUUGGUUAAUCAUCCUUAUAUCUUCUUUGCUUGUCACUUCUUUAACAGAAGUAGUCAGCAAUCCAGCUACCAUCACCCUUCUCCUACCUAUCCUAGCACCAUUGGCUGAAGCUAUUCAUGUGAACCCCCUCUAUAUUUUGAUACCUUCUACUCUAAGUACUUCAUUUGCAUUCCUCUUACCAAUUUCAAAUCCACCUAAUGCUAUUAUCUUUUCCUAUGGCCAUCUGAAAGUCAUUGACAUGGUUAAAGCUGGUUUGGGCGUUAAUAUUGUAGGUGUUGCUGUAGUGAUGCUUGGCAUCUUCACAUGGAUGGUACCCAUGUUUGACCUCCAUACAUAUCCUAGUUGGGCUCCUGAAAUUACUAAUCAUACAUUGCCGUGACCAUCGACCAGAAUGGAUCUUCUAAUUGUUGAGUAGGACAUUUUGAGAAACAUAAGGAGUACAUCAUAAGACUGGACAAUAAAUGGUUAAAUUUAAGAAUAUUUAGACAACGUGCAAGCCCUCCAAAUUACAGUUGCUAUUCUAGAGCACGUUGCAGGUAUUCCUUCAUUUACUAUAUUUACUCUCAAGGAAGCAUGGUAAAAUGUUGCAUUUGGGAUCAAAAAGACCUGGAAUCCGAUGCUAACUGUCAACUAUUAGCUGUAUAACUCUGGACAAAAGGACUUUUUGUACCUUAGGCAGCAUCCUAGGAGUUUUCUACUAAGAGGGUUAAAUUUUAUGUUGAUGGAGUUCCAAUAUUAAUACUAGGGAGAUUCCCUAUGCUAAAGAAAUUAUAGAUUCUUUAAGUAUUUGCUUACUAUGAUCACUUCAGCAGGAGCCACAACCCCAUUUGGGAUGAAAGCAAUGUAAUUCCUUCAUUAUUAUACCAAGCAUCAUCAAGCAACGCAUGAUCAAUAUUGGACUUGGGUUAUUUGCUUAUUACUUUAUACUAAGCGUUUACUCUUCAGUCUUCCAAAGAUAUCAGUCAACUUGCUUUUGGGGUUUAGUCUAACAUUCUGAUAUGUUAUAUGUUAUUUGAGGCAUGACAUGAAGUUAUAAACUUUCCAUAUUGUUUUAAAAUCCGUGCACUUUAUUUGAAGUAAAAAAAUGUAUGAAGGGAGUAUUAUAUUGACCAUCAUCCUGACAUGAAAACUGAACCCAUGAAAUAAUGGGGAUUCAAUUCUUGUUCUCCUCAAACAUGGUUAAAUGAAUUUAAUGUAAUCCAUAUCUUUAAUCAAUAUUGAGAAAUACAUUUUACAAAUGUGUGGACAAUAAGAUUUAGUAUGAUUUCGUCCACUAGUAUAAUAUAUACACCUAUGGUGGAAAAAAAAAACCAAAAACAAUUCAUCAUUGGUAUAAUCACCAUUUCAAACUGCAUAUACUUUGUUUCCCUUACCUGCCCCACACUCAGUUUUUUACAGAUGAAAAAACUGAGACAGAAUUUAAGGUCUCACUAGCUACAUAGACCUAGGUAUAAAGUAAGAAAGGAAGGUAUAGCAAUUGGGAGAGGAAAAGGAAUAAAGUUCAAGAUGAGUAAAGGAAAAAUAGGUCAAAUGAUAUUAUGUAAAAUGGAAAAUGGAAGCAAGAAGCAAGGUCCAAGAGGAAGGUCAAGAUUGGCUUUUGAUGACUAAAUUGUUGAAGGGGGAAAGUACAGUGACUAAAAUAAUUCAUGAGAGGUAAGGAAUAAUUAAGCAACUCUAAUACCAUGAAACCAUUUAGGGAAUGUCAAAAAAAAAAAA
This is a messenger RNA of Phascolarctos cinereus (koala), 3276 nucleotides long. RefSeq names its product solute carrier family 13 member 1 (gene SLC13A1). Lineage: Eukaryota; Metazoa; Chordata; Mammalia; Diprotodontia; Phascolarctidae. The record is from RefSeq and is a predicted model, not a curated record. Gene Ontology annotation, molecular function: sodium:sulfate symporter activity. Gene Ontology annotation, cellular component: plasma membrane. Gene Ontology annotation, biological process: sodium ion transport; sulfate transmembrane transport.